AUGGGAAAAGCGCGUGGUUUACUCAAAAACGCCGCCAAGGCUGUUAAGCAGCAGCACAGAGCCAACCAGGCCCAAAAGAAUCAAUAUCGGAGCCAACAUCAGCAUCAGAACCCAAAAAAUAAGCCGUUCUCCAGACCCCCGCCGUCCAAAAAGCAGAAGACAACUCACAGCAAAGACAAUGCCGCGUCCAAGCAUUCCCAGCAACAAUACCAAACACCAACACUCCCUUUCCAUCCCUCGGACACCAUCCUCCUUGUCGGCGAAGGCGAUCUCUCCUUUGCUGCCUCUCUCGUCACCCAUCACAAGUGCACUAAUGUGACAGCAACCGUACUCGAAAAAGACCUUGCCGAACUUUCUGCUAAGUACCCCCACGUCGCCCAGAACAUUUCCGUCAUCGAGUCCUCCCCACAAUGCCGCGUGAUGUACGGUGUCAACGCCCGUAAGCUCCCUCUCUUCCGGUCGCCUUCUGCUCCGAAGAAGCAGCCGAAACGGCCAUACCCCGACGAUGACGACGAUGCUCCGCCCGGUACGAUGAAACGCAUUAUAUUCAACUUUCCCCAUGUUGGUGGCAAGUCCACGGACGUUAAUCGGCAGGUUCGAUACAACCAAGAGCUGCUUGUGGAUUUCUUCCGGUCCGCGCAGCCCUCUCUUGCUCCUGGCGGAUGCAUCGUCGUCACGCUGUUCGAGGGCGAGCCCUAUACGCUGUGGAACAUUCGAGAUCUGGCACGGCAUACCGGGUUGCAAGUUGAAAGGAGUUUCAAGUUUAUGGCGUCAGCAUACCCGGGGUAUGCUCAUGCAAGGACACUGGGUGUGGUCAAGAACAAGAAGGGGGAGGUAGCCAAGGCUGCUUGGAAGGGCGAGGAGAGGCCGGCACGGAGCUAUGUGUUUGUGAGGAAAGGCGAAGACUCUGGGUUGUUUACACAGGGGAAGAAGAGGAAAAGGAGUGGCGGUGCGAGUGAUGAGAGUGAGAGUGAGGGAGAAGGGCAAGACGGACAGUCGGGUUCUGAGGUUGAGGAUACCAAUGAGAUUGAGAAUGAUGGAGAUGAUAAUGAUGCAUCAGCGGAAAGCGAAGAGGAGAAUGAUGCUGAUGAAGGAGAGCAGUCUGACGAGGAGAAAGACGACAUACAAGAGUCAACCGUUGAUGUUUCCGACAGCGAUACCGACGAUAACGAAACUACUGACCAAGGCAAGUCAAGUCUGACGACAAAGAGCAAAGUUUGA
This is a messenger RNA of Thermochaetoides thermophila DSM 1495, 1221 nucleotides long. RefSeq lists its product as uncharacterized. Gene Ontology annotation, biological process: rRNA base methylation. Gene Ontology annotation, cellular component: cytoplasm. The record is from RefSeq and is a predicted model, not a curated record. NCBI's taxonomy places the organism in Eukaryota, Fungi, Ascomycota, Sordariomycetes, Sordariales, Chaetomiaceae. The coding region runs from base 1 to 1221 and encodes 406 amino acids. The transcript has a single exon. Gene Ontology annotation, molecular function: rRNA (uridine-N3-)-methyltransferase activity.